This is a messenger RNA of Penaeus indicus, 1292 nucleotides long. RefSeq names its product glycosylphosphatidylinositol anchor attachment 1 protein-like (gene GAA1). Gene Ontology annotation, cellular component: GPI-anchor transamidase complex; membrane. Bases 105 to 1292 code for a protein of 395 amino acids. Gene Ontology annotation, biological process: attachment of GPI anchor to protein. The record is from RefSeq and is a predicted model, not a curated record. The transcript has 9 exons. NCBI's taxonomy places the organism in Eukaryota, Metazoa, Arthropoda, Malacostraca, Decapoda, Penaeidae.
CUCGUUUCCCUGGCGACGGCGUUUAGGCUCGUGGUCCCCGCCGCCCAUGUAAACAAACCACUCGCUCCUUCCUUCCCGGGAGUCGCGGUCGAGAAAAGAAAAUUAUGGGUCUUUUAACGGAUCCUGGCAUGGAACGCAGUCGUCUACCUGCUAUACUAGAGAAGCAUCACAGACCAAUUUGCAUUGUGUUAUAUGUAGUGGGCAUAAUUUGGUUUGUUGUCCUGGCACACAAUGCCUUCAAUCAUGGAACAUAUUUCUCCGAGAAUGCUCUUCUUCCGGGAUUGGUGCAAGGAGAUUUCCACAGUGACUCCUUGGCCACACAGUACCUGGAGAGUUUGAAGGAGGAGGCAGAGAAGCACACCUCUGGAAUGCCAUAUUCGUGGCUAGGUGGUCAGUUCACACAGCUGGGCCUGGACACAUUUACUCAUAACUUUACCUUGCAUUACCCACUGGGUUCAGAAAAAGUUUUUACUGGUAAAAAUGUUUAUGGUAUUCUAAGAGCUUCUCGUGGGAGCAGCACAGAGGCUGUAGUCGUCUCAGCUCCCUAUAGACCACCAACAUCACUCCUCCAGGGGAAUGCGCCCUCCAUUGCCCUUAUGCUGGCAAUGGCUAGCUUUUUCUCAAAGCAAGUGUACUGGGCAAAAGACUUGAUCUUCCUGGUGACUGAACACGAGCAGCUGGGAGCUCAGGCAUGGCUUCAGGCAUACCACCGCACACAAAGUGGAGCAGGUGUUCUAGAUCAUGGAGAUCUUGAAGGCAGGGCUGGGGCUAUUCAGGCUGCCAUAAACUUGGAGAUCCAUAGCUCUCAAGUGAGUCAUAUUGAUGUGAAAGUGGAAGGACUGAAUGGCCAGCUUCCAAACUUGGACCUGUUCAACUUAAUACAUCGCCUUUGCCAGAGAGAGAAUGUCCACCAUACCUUCAAGAACAGGGGGAACCAUCCUCAGCCAGAGACCUUCCAUGGCUGGCUUCACCAAGUAGGCACACUCUUCUCCAUGAUCUCCUCACAAGCAUCAGGUGUUCCCACAGGAAACCAUGGAUUAUAUCACAGGUAUGGCAUUGCUGCAGUGACACUGGAGGGUCAGCACAGCACGCACCACCCUCGUAAUCGGCGGAACGUGUCCUUCCAGCAGUUGGGGCGGGUGCUUGAGGGCGUGUGCCGCUCUCUGAACAACCUGCUGGAGCGAUUCCAUCAGUCCUUCUUCUUCUACCUCCUGCCGGCCACUAAUCGAUACAUCUCCAUCGGUGAUUUCAAUUCUGCUCUCUGUUUAGUUGACCAUGAACGCCUUGAAUGA